Anopheles gambiae (African malaria mosquito) is the source of this 1758-nucleotide messenger RNA. It is a transcript of the gene Hat1, whose product is annotated as histone acetyltransferase type B catalytic subunit. The record is from RefSeq and is a predicted model, not a curated record. Bases 208 to 1539 code for a protein of 443 amino acids. Gene Ontology annotation, biological process: subtelomeric heterochromatin formation. Gene Ontology annotation, cellular component: nucleus. Lineage: Eukaryota; Metazoa; Arthropoda; Insecta; Diptera; Culicidae. The transcript has 2 exons. Gene Ontology annotation, molecular function: histone H4 acetyltransferase activity; histone binding.
CGGCACCAUUUGCGAAAUGUUUGUGCUCGCUCGCUCGUUUCGGCGCCCUUCCAACUUGCUUGCGCUUUCACCCGGCCAUUAAAAAAGUGUUUGCAUAGGAAAACUGCACGUAAAUUGCGAUACUUGUCGCUGUGAAACAACUUGCCACUCAACACAUUCCAAACGGCUCGUUUGGUGUUCCUUUGCUGUACUGCUGUGUGAAACAAAAUGUCGCAGCUCGCGGACCUGAAGGGAUACGUCAGCUACGCGCUGGACUGCACCCGGUUCCGCCUGGUGCGCGACGAGUCGGAUGUGGAGAACGAGGAGCUAGUGUUUGCGCCGGAGAUGGCGCACCAGAUAUUUGGCGAAUCGGAGAGCAUCUUUGGCUACCGCGACCUGAAGAUCGAAAUCAUGGCCUCGGCCGGUCCGCUCGAUCUGUACUUCGACAUUAGCUACGCGAAGAAGGUCGAGGAGCUGCAGACGGAGGGCCUGAAGGCGGACGAUGUGGAAAAGUCGCUGGCGAGCAUAGUGGAGAACGCGAGCUACUACACAAAUUUGGACGAGUUCAAGCGUGUGCAUGCGUCGAAGGCGCCCUCCUUCCGGCCGGUCGGUACGAAGGUGGACGAGUUCAAGCAUCCGCUCGACGGGACGGAGCCGGGCUCGCGCACGUUCGAGGUGUACGUAUCGAGCGCGGAAGAUGCCGAGUACAUGAAGUUCCAUACGCGGCUGGAGAUGUUUUCGUUCUGGUACAUCGACGGGUUCAGCCGGGUGGAGAUUGAUCCGCUCUGGCUGUUUUUCACCGUGUACGAGCGCUACGAGCUGGAGAAUAACAACGGGUCGGUGGAGGGCGACGUGUCCAACGUGCGGUACGCCACCGUUGGGUACGUGAGCGUGUACCAGUACUACUCCUACCCGAACAAGGUGCGGCCACGCAUUAGCCAAAUUCUCAUACUGCCCCCAUUCCAAAAACUGGGCAUUGCGACGCGACUGAUCAAGCAUGUAUGUAUCAAUUUACUUUCGGCGAGCAAAGCACCUUUUUGUGAAUCUUUCUUCCGCAUCUUUCCCCCUCUUCAGAGCACGUACGAUUACUUCCGCAAGAAGGACAACAUCACGGACAUCACGUUCGAGGAACCGAUCGAGGCGAUCCAGCACAUCCGCUCGGUGGUGGACGCGAGACGGUGCAAGCAGCUGCCCGCCUUCACGCGCGAAAAGCUGCUGGCCGGCUUCUCGAAGGAGAUGCUCCAUGCGGCCCGCGAAACCUACCUCAUCAAUCCGAAGCAGUGCCGGGUGGUGUACGAAAUCCUGCGGCUCGGCGUCACCGACCUCGACAACGAGGAGCAGUACCGAGCGUACCGGCUGGAGGUAAAGAAGCGGCUGAACAUGAACUACAGCCGCCAUCGGCGCGAUCUGGCCCGGGCCAAGAAGCGCGGCGUGGACGUGACGGCCGCCAUGUGCGGACUGCCGAGCGUUUCCGAGCGCAUCGAGUCGCUGAACGCGGAGUACAAGGAGGUGGAGGAGAUCUAUGGCCAGGUGCUGCAGAAGCUGCUGGCCGAACACUAGGAGAGCGGCAGGUUCCUUUUGCAGUGUGUUUUAUCAUCAACAUUUUUUUGCGUUUGUCUUAUCGUCUUUAUUUGUUUAUUCUCCCCUUUCAUUGUGUUUUCUUGUGCCGUCGUAUAACGGGAAUCGAUGUGUUUUAAUGGUAUUAAACAUCGUAACCCGGGGAAAUCCAUCUAAUUUUCAAUAAAAUGAUAAUUUUUGUAAUUUUCAUGUUGGAACGUA